UAGAAGGCCAAAAUGGUGGCCUGAGUUUAUGGGAGGAGCCCGGAGACUAUUUAAACAGAGCACUCACCCACACUCACUGUCGGUUCCAGUGCACGAUAUCUACGUCACCAGGCCGACGAUCCAGAGCACAGCAUAUUCCUGUCUUCCUUGUUCCUGAGUAGCACGUUGCUCGUCCGUGGCUUUCCUUGCUAUUCCGCCCUCCGGCGCAGAUCAGUCCACUUCAGGUCUCGACCCCACCAGGUUGGUCGUUCACCCCUAAGAAACAAGUUCCCGGUCGACCCAGUCUCAGUCCGUGCCAGGACCUCCCUUCCAGGACUCCACUCAGGUGUGUAGCCAACGAAUCUCCUUCUUAAACCAAGUCCCCGUUCCCCAAUAUUUUGCCUCCUCCUUUCGUUGCUGCAAUCCAAUACCACAGUUCUUUAUGUAUACUCGCACCCACUUAUUCUUUUUCAGUCAGAGUCAUGUCGCAGGCCGGCAGUAUUGACCUCACACCCGCCCCUCUGUCACCCUCCACGGGCUCAGAGAGCGGCAGCCUGCAGACCUUCCGCACAUGGACCAUCCCCAGGAUUAUAGCACAGCUUAGACGCAAGGGCAUCCCCUACCCCGCUACGGCCCGGAAGGCAGAGCUCUUCAGGCUACUUUUCCCGCCAACACCCAAUACAGCACCCUCCAACCCACAGACAUCCUUGCAGUCCAUAUCCGGGGCUAUCUCCCAGCUGCACUCCAUGGUCGCCACACUAUCCGCAACAGUUUCCGACGUACAGACCAGAGUCGCAACCCUGGAGGCUCGCCCUCUCACACCCGUCCAUGACACAGUCGUGGUUUCGGCGCUGGCAUCCCCUCUUACAGGUACGCCAGAGUCCUCUUCUACCGUAAUCCCCGCGCACCUUGUCUCCGCCAGCCUCAGGAAGGAUAUCUUGGAGGGAAAGGACGUAAAUUUAGCGUCUCUGCUGGUUUCGGUGCACGACGUGGCCGACAACCGAGCAUAUGCCUGGGGGGACGUAUCGGUAGUCGUCAAAUCAAAAGACCCCAGACUCAGCCGUAAACUUACAGUCACUGAGUUCGUCCUGGCAUUCGGAAUGUUUAGGGACAUCAUCUGCUCAGCCGCCCCCAACAGGAGGGAAGAGCUGGACCUAUAUCUCCAUUCAGUCACAGAUUUAGGUUACAAGUACGGAGGGCACGCCUUCUAUGACUACCACCGCUCGUUUUCGGCCAAGGCAGCUGCCAAGCUCAGCCAGUUUCAGGCCAAGACAGACUGGAGCAUUUGUGACACAGAGCUUUUCUGCCGGCAUUUUGCAGGCCUCCGCUCACCACUGUGCACCCUCUGCCAGUCCUCUACCCACACGGCAAAUUGGUGCUCCGAUAACUCCAUUAAGCGCCCUGCCUACCCUCCCUCCUCCAGUACCAGUCAGAGCCUCCCAGGUCCCAGUCAGCAACGACAAGUGGAUAGACUAGGACGGCCUAUCUUUUUCCUAGGAGGCGCUCCCAUCUGCAACAAUUUUAAUAACGCCGGUUGCUUUCACAGCCAGUGCAGGCUACUCCACGUUUGCACAGCAUGCCACAAAGCUCACCCAAAGACCACCUGUCAACUCAAACAGGACUCAAAGGCCUGACUAAGCCGAA
Molecule: messenger RNA, 1623 nt
Organism: Rana temporaria (common frog)
Lineage: Eukaryota; Metazoa; Chordata; Amphibia; Anura; Ranidae
Exons: 2
Coding region: 462-1613 (383 amino acids)
Source: RefSeq, a predicted model, not a curated record